This is a messenger RNA of Ziziphus jujuba (common jujube), 2477 nucleotides long. RefSeq names its product transcription factor MYB62-like. The record is from RefSeq and is a predicted model, not a curated record. The transcript is spliced from 3 exons. Bases 1255 to 1767 code for a protein of 170 amino acids. Gene Ontology annotation, cellular component: nucleus. Gene Ontology annotation, biological process: regulation of DNA-templated transcription. Gene Ontology annotation, molecular function: DNA-binding transcription factor activity; sequence-specific DNA binding. NCBI's taxonomy places the organism in Eukaryota, Viridiplantae, Streptophyta, Magnoliopsida, Rosales, Rhamnaceae.
UUUUUUUUUUGGGCGUAUAUGCAUGGUUGACUUUGGAAGAUAAUAUUGCUUUUAGAUUUUUCUUAAUUAAUUUGUUUUUUCGAUGGGACAUUUUUAGGUUUUGUUCAUAUUGAAUAAAACGUAUUAUAUACGAAUAAAGGUAUUUUUAGAAUUUUUUUAAUGCACUCCUUUUAUCCUACUGGUUUUUUCUUUUAUACAUGCAUGGUGGUUAUGUAGAUUGCAAUUGAAUUUUAAAUAUACAAGUUCUUAGACUCAUUUGUAAGGUACAUUAUGAUAUAUAAUCAGAAUUAUAUUUUGUUCAGUCAAUCACGUCUAUUUGUUUUUUUGUUUUUUGCCAAUAUUAUUUUAUAUGUGAUUUAGAGAAAGAUGAUCGGCCCGGAGAGUUUCUUUCGUCGAAUUCACCUCUCCCACGCCCAAUCUUUACAUCACUGGACGGUGUAGACAUGAUUUGACGAAAGGAUCGAGAUUUGGAAGAAAGGGAAUAAACAGAAUCCACAGAGUCGACUGAUGCCUCUAUACUAUUGAGAGAAAGAGAUCAGAUUGGACCGAAACCGGGCCAGACGGUCAAGGAAAUUUCUAAGCACUGGAAAUAUAAUCAUUUCUUAUUUUAUUGUCCUGGAAUUCAUUUUCUUUCAUUCCCAGACAGGGUAAUUAUUACACAUACAAUCAUGGAACUAUUCAUUGAGCAAGACCCACAAUUACUAGAACAGUAUAUUAAGUAAUUCUUGUGAAAAGAAAAAACAAUCAGAAACUGUUUGGUAUUGGAACUGUUGGAUUGAUAAUUUUAUCUUUUUUUUUUUUUUUUUUUUCUUUGAUGGGUGUUAAUGGAACAAUCUGUUUGGGUCUUGCUCUGACCAAGAAAAUUAAAUGGUUAUGAGUAGGGCCAUUUGGGUAUUUUCUUAGGAGACUCUAGUCUAUAGGAGUUAAGUGAGAUUCUUGAAUUGUAAAAUCAUUAAGAGGCUUCUUUCAGUGAUAUUUUUUUUUUGGUCUUUUUAUUUUCUUUUCUUAAUCAAUUUAAUAGACUCCAUGGAAAAUCGGUGGAAGUUCCAUAUGGAAUUUUACUUCUAAGAGUUACUUCUUUUGACAAGUUAAUGGUUUAUAUAUGACCCACUAUCCGGUCAAGCUUUCAACUUCCUUUAUAUAAAGAUGGCCUGGCUGUGUAAUUUUGCUCCACUUCAGACUGAAGACCACACAAAGCCCCUUCCUUUUUAUGCGUAUGGUGUGUUUGUGGGUAUUACUCAGUGAAAGUUUUCCAUGUCUGCUAGUAGUAAAAGCACAACCAGUUGCAGUGAAGAUGAUAAUGAGCUUAGGAGAGGGCCCUGGACAAUUGAAGAAGACACUCUCCUGAUUCAUUACAUAGCUCACCAUGGUGAAGGAAGAUGGAACUUGCUAGCAAAACGUUCACGGCUAAGAAGAACUGGCAAGAGUUGCAGAUUGAGAUGGUUGAAUUCUCUGAAACAUGAUGUCAAGCGCGGAAAUCUUACUCUAGGGGAGCAGCUCUUGAUUCUUGAUCUCCAUUCAAAGUGGGGCAACAGGUGGUCGAAAAUUGCAAAGUACUUACCUGGGAGGACGGACAAUGAAAUCAAGAACUAUUGGAGGACAAGAGUUCAGAAACAAGCUAAGCAUCUUAAGAUUGACAGCAAAAGCACAGCAUUUCAAGACAUCAUUAGGUACUUUUGGAUACCAAGGUUGCUUCAAAAGAUAGAAGAAUCAUCAUCAUCAUCAUCAUCAUUGCCAAUCCAAAACUCAGAAAUUCCUGUCUCUUGACAAUGCUACUUCCUAAUAUUCUGCAUCAGCAGAUGCGGCACAAAUAUGUCCACCGCCACAAAUCUCUGUUCAGGGAGAUCAUCUAAAUGCGGACGGACACAUAAAUGGUUUGAACAUUCAGGAGCAGAUUUCAGAUUGGGAAAAUUGCACUAUUUCAUGCAUAGACUCUUCAGAAUCAAUGAACCACAACACAUUGGGAAAGAGCUGCUCAAAUGUCAGCAAUGGCUCCUCCAUUGAUAUCUACAAUGAUGCAAGUUUAUCAGCAUCCGGGAUGUUUGAAAAUCCUCCAGGAGAUUACCAUGUUGAACAUAACAGUUGGAAUGAUAGGGAUUUUUUAGGUAGCAUGUGGAACACGGAUGAAUUAUGGCAGUAUAGGAAUUAAAUGGUAAAGGGAAGCUAUAGGAUCUUGUUUCUGGGAAACACACAAACAAUUCUUCAAGCUUAAGGCAUCCAUUAGUUCCUAAUUAGCACUCUAUCAUCCCUCAUGUAAUAGGUAAUUUAUUAAUUUUCCAUUCAAUUUAAGAAGAUGCAAAUAACUGUGUUUAAAGUGUUUUGCAUAUCAAAGUUACUAUGUACUUUGGAUGAUGAACAAUUUUUGGUCCUGUUUGACUGUCAUUAAAUUUGUUUCUCUGCCCCUUGUGUUUAUGAUUUCAUUUACAAAUUCUAAACACCUAAACUUGUAUGGAAAUUCUUUUUAACUUCAUACUAUA